This is a messenger RNA of Acanthocheilonema viteae, 1563 nucleotides long. The record is from the annotation of a GenBank genome assembly. Lineage: Eukaryota; Metazoa; Nematoda; Chromadorea; Rhabditida; Onchocercidae.
AUGGAUCCACUACAACAACGACUACUUGCUCAAAUUCUACAACAACCUGAGCAGAAAUCCCUGGAACUAAAAAGAUAUCAGACAACAGUGGAACAUUUGCAACAGCAAAUUUUAAAUCCGGAAUCAUCAAUGGUUAACAAUUCUUGGUUUCAGUUACUUGCCAUGCAACGGAAUGGAACGACAUAUUCAAAUUUCAUGCACAAUUUGAAUGUUCCUCCUAUCUGGUCAACUUCUACCUGUAAUAGACAAUCAAUUUUAUCGGGAUUUAAUUCAAUUAUGAACACAAAUUAUCUUCCAGCAAUUACACCCUUAACGAUGUCAUUAUUGAAUAUACCGUCCGUUGAGGAAGCACAAUUUGAUGAAUUGGCAAGUUUUUUGGUUGUGGACGAAUUAAAAAAAAUAGCAGAUUCUACCAAACAAACAUGGCAGAAUCUCAUCCGACAUCACGAAAUGCAAUUACCACGGCUAACAACACAGCACGGAUUGCAUCAGCACGUUCCAUCGGUAUCGCCGUUCAUGAAACGCCGAAUUUCGCAACAAUCUUUACAAGCAAUGGAAAGCAAUCAAAUGACAGCGAUCAAACGAGCUAAAGUAAUUGUGAUCGAACAGAAAGAUCCGGAAUCUACACCCUGUUGCUCUUCUAAUGACUCCGUCAGAAUGUCAAUCUUCAAAAGAAUGGAACAGUCGCAGGAAAACAUCGAAGAACUUCGCAGUAAUAUUUACGGUAAACGGAAAGGAAAAAAUGUUAAAUGUGAUGAUAGUAGCAGUGUCAAAAAUCACCAUAGCGACAAUUGUAAGAAUGAAGAUGGUGAAGACUUACAAUAUGUGGAUGUUGAAAGUGUAGAUGAGAAGUUGGAUACUAAAGAGCAGAAGAAAGCAUUGAUCGAAUUCUACCGGAAAGUUAAAACAAUCCGAAUGAGUUAUGCGAGAGAAGACCUAUUGAUCUGUCAGAUGUGUGAACAAAAAGUACAAAACUCGGAUUCAUUAAUACUAAUUCAUUUGUAUGGACAUGCUGAAGUUAUGCCAUAUCGUUGCAAAAUGUGUGGCGCUAGUGAAUGUCAGCUAGAACGAAUGUAUGCUCACAUCAGACAAGGACAUCCCAAUAAGGAUCCAUCAAUAACUUAUGAGAAUCGACGAAAUAUGGCUCAGCUAAUAUCUUUAUUGCGAACAUGCUUCCCGCGGAAUAUUACCAAAGCAAAGGCUGCAUAUUCUCACUUAAUUGAUAAGAUAUGUGCGAUUGCAAAGGAGAAAUCGUUGACAAAAUUGACGUGUAUAAUUUGUGGAAGAAAAAUUUCAACACGAAAGAAGUCGUUAAUGCGUCAUGCUCAAGCACAUCUUCAUUAUAGAUGCAAAGAGUGUGGUAUCGUAUUGUUUGGUGAAACAACCGUCAUUGAACACUGUACAAAAAAGCACGGUACCGCUGAUCCACAACAUACUGUCCAUUACGGUUCAUGCAUCAACACUUCCGAUAAAAGAGAAAUUACGCUAAAAAAUUGCUUCAACAAUAUUUUGAGUGAAUACUGUGAAAAAAAAAGAAUGAAAGAAAUUAUAUCUUCUCUUUAA